Messenger RNA from Oreochromis aureus, 3311 nucleotides. RefSeq names its product fibrous sheath CABYR-binding protein-like. Gene Ontology annotation, biological process: peptidyl-aspartic acid hydroxylation. The transcript has 12 exons. The record is from RefSeq and is a predicted model, not a curated record. Gene Ontology annotation, cellular component: membrane; endoplasmic reticulum. NCBI's taxonomy places the organism in Eukaryota, Metazoa, Chordata, Actinopteri, Cichliformes, Cichlidae. The coding region runs from base 135 to 1613 and encodes 492 amino acids. Gene Ontology annotation, molecular function: peptidyl-aspartic acid 3-dioxygenase activity.
GCGGGCGGGGUUUCUUUGGUUGUGAGUUUUAUCAGAUAGGAGCAGAAAUUUUGAUUUCUUUUCUCCUUUCAACAAGCACCGGUCGUUCCCGUCUUCUAUCGGACGUUUCCGGUCCUGCAACCAAGGACUCAGCCAUGGCUUCAAAGAAAAGCGGCAAAGGGAACCCAAAACCAAAAGAUGGUGCUAAAAGCCAGUCGUCUAACAAGAAUGGGAAGAAGGCCGACUCUGAGUCCAGUGGCAGCAGCUUCUUCACCUGGUUCAUCGUGUUGGCCCUGCUGGGUGUCUGGACGUCUGUAGCUGUGGUCUACUUUGACCUGGUUGACUAUCAGGGAGUUCUUGAUAAGGCUAAGGGCUUACAAAUUAACCUGUCUGAAGCAUUGCAAGGUAAACUGGUGGCGUACGACACAGACGGCGACGGAGAUUUCGAUGUCGAGGACGCAAAAGUUCUGCUAGGACUGAAAGAGAAGGAUGUUGUCAUCACUUCCCGCAGCCCAGAGGCCGCUGCACCAGUGGAGACCGCUCAUCCUGCAGCCACACCUGAAGCUGCUGUGGAGCCUGACCCUGUUCCUGUGGAAGAUGUGAUUGAAGCUGCUGUGGCAGAGGACACAGCUGCAGCCUCACCACCAGAGCCUGAAGCUGAGGCGGCAUCAGAAUCAGCACCUGUGGCUCCUCCUGAGGCCGAUGAGGUGAUUGAGGAGGAGCCAGAGGUGCUGGAGGAGGAGCCUGCUGCAGAAGAGGAGGAUGCUCCUGUUGAGGAAGAGGAGGUUGCUCCAGCUGAAGAAGAGCCAGCUGCAGAGGAGAUGAUGGGAGAUCAACCUGCAGAGGAGGAGGAGGAGGAAACAGAAACAGAGGCUGCGGAGGAGACCACAGAGGAGGCUACAGAGGAGACCGUGGAGGAGGACACGGAGGAGACCGCGGAGGAGGACACGGAGGAGACCGCGGAGGAGGACACAGAGGAGACCGCGGAGGAGGCCACAGAGGAGACCACGGAGGAGGACACGGAGGAGACCGCGGAGGAGGACACGGAGGAGGCUACAGAGGAGACCGUGGAGGAGGCUGUGGAAGAGGCCGAGGAUGAAGCUGCAGCAGAGGUGGAAGAGUCUUUCGCUGGUUCAGUGGAGGACACAGAUGAGGAGGUGGCUCAGGAGACGGCUCCUACAGAGGAAGCUGUUGUGGAGCCACCUGAACAAGAGGAGGCUGCUCCUGCACAGGGAACUGAAGAGGAGGCAGCUCGCUUGGAAGAAGCUUAUGAGGAGAUUGCAGCAGUAGAGGAGGAGGAGGAGGCUGCUCCAUCAGAGGAACCUGCUGAGGAGGAAGAAGCUGCAGAAGAAUCUGAGGCUGCAGCAGAAGAAAUGGGGGCAGCACAUGCAGAAGAAGCUGCUGAGGAAACUCCUGUAGAGGAGCAGGAAGCUCCUUUAGAAGAACCUGUUGAGGAGCAAGCUGAAGUAGAGGAAGCUCCUACAGAAGAGGCACCAGAGGAGACGGCCGAGGAAGAAAUAACUGAGGAGGAGACAGUACCAGUGACAAACACAGAAGAAGAAGCAGCACAUGGUGGUGCAGCAAGGGAUCCUGAGAUGGAGGAACUGUGGAAAGACGAGCCUACAGAAACGUAGGCCACGGAGGUCACCGCUGUGAUGGAGCAGGGACCCACUGACAUUGCAUCAGCACCAUCUGAGCUCAGAUGAUGAUGCCCCUCUCCAGAGAAAUGAUUGAGUUGUCAUGGCAACAAUCGCCCCUCUCCCCCCAUUUUCAUCCCUCCCUUUAAAUUUCCCUUUUAGUGUCAAAGUGUGAGAUGUUCACUAAUAUGCUUCCUUUGCCCUUGUUGUGUUUCCUUUCAGGUUUUGGCUCAUUCUUUUGUUUUCCUGUUUCCUUCAGGGUGUUUUAGCUUCAGUGUGUUUGGGGCACAUGUCCACUCCCUGUGACGUACGAGUGUGUGGUGCACUCGCACAGUCUUGUACCUCUCAGCAAAAAGAGGUCCAAAUCUUCGCUGGAGCUGCACGCUAGCUGCACAUUAAGAAGCUUCACACUUUAAAGUGUUGGAGCAACCAAAUCAAAUCCCCACUCAGAGCAGAAGCUGCUGCUCAGUGUAGAGAGGACUCUAUGCAAAGGUGUGACGCGUGUCACCCACCUCCUUCCUCCUCCUCCUUAGCAUCAGGUGAAUUUACCACUCAGUGUCGACUCCAGGAUGAGCCAUACACUAGCACAUGAACUGUGUGUGUUUGUGAGUAAUGCGUUGUUAUGUGCUGAGAGAUCUUUGCUAAUCCUUCUUGUUGUGUGAGCUGUAGUUUAGUUUCAUUUUGUUAUCUCACUACAUCAGACUGUAUCCUGUAGACUCCGAGCUGGAUCUUCUGUUUGCACAACUGAACUGAAGUUGUGACCUCAGCUUGUUGAACUGUGAGGGCAGCACGGACAGUGACACCCCCCCCCCCCACUUCACGUUUAACAGUGGCUCAUUCCUGUGGAAAUCCAGCCUCUCUGUAGAGGCUUAACGCCACCCUGUCACACACAAACAAUAAUGUCAAAUAAGAGCACUACUAUCUUAUUUUGAAGGCCAGAUGUAGAGCCAAACAUCGUUUCUGUUUGUCCUGUAAACAUAAAUCACCUUGCUUCACUCAAGGAUCAUGAUACAUGAUGACUGGCAGUGAAAAUGCUGUAGGAAUCAGUAAACACUACGUGUGGUCCUCACUUACUGUAACUGUUUGUUAGGGAUGCAACCUCGCUGUGUGAAUAUGUCUGAUUUUUCUUUCUCCUGUAACACUAGCUGAUGUUUUCUGUUUGCUGAAACUUUGUGAGUCAAUGUGAACCGAACCUUUUUAACAUUGAAAAGUAGAAUCUUUACUGAGAGACAACUUCUAGAUUUUUUAAUAGAUUUUUUAAAAAGAAUUUGGAGAGAUGAGAAGAAUUCUUAUUUCCAGAAGAUGCUUGCGGUGCUUUGUACUAAGCCAUAAGCUGUUUGUUGACUUUGUCCUGUGAAGCACAAACAAGAGAAACACUGUUGAGUUUUCAGUACUCGGCUUUGAUCACAGGUCACGUUCAUGUCUCAGAGGGUUGUGGCGCACAGGCAGCUCUGUUUCUAAACAGAGGCCACUUCUGAUGAACACGAUGCAACAAUGUAUCAGUGAUGACAGAGGGAGGGGGGGCGUGGCCAUCUUCAUCAAUGACAUGCUGUCUUUGAGUCAUAACCCUCAGAUUAUGGUUGAGUGUGCAGGUGUGACACUGUGCUGACUAAAUGAUCAUGAAGUACUGACAGAGAUUUGAAGUGGGAAGUUUUUCUGUUCUGGGAGCUAUAAUAAAAGAUUUGGGACAACACA